Molecule: messenger RNA, 1706 nt
Organism: Periophthalmus magnuspinnatus
Lineage: Eukaryota; Metazoa; Chordata; Actinopteri; Gobiiformes; Gobiidae
Gene: fosaa
Product: v-fos FBJ murine osteosarcoma viral oncogene homolog Aa
Exons: 4
Coding region: 1-1119 (372 amino acids)
Biological process (GO): regulation of transcription by RNA polymerase II
Cellular component (GO): nucleus
Molecular function (GO): DNA-binding transcription factor activity, RNA polymerase II-specific; RNA polymerase II cis-regulatory region sequence-specific DNA binding
Source: RefSeq, a predicted model, not a curated record
AUGAAGCCUCCGUCUGACAUGAAUGCUAUGUCUCCCACCUGCCGGCCAGACUCUCCUACCGGGACACUGGGCCAGAAGACGUUGGAGGAUGCGGGCUCUCCAGCCUCCUCAUCUGAAAACAACGCAAAGGAGGUGGGUCAAGACGCUCCAUUUGUUCCUACAGUCACUGCAAUUUCUUCUACCCCAGACUUUCAGUGGAUGGUGCAGCCUACCAUUAUUGCAUCUGCCUCUCCAUCUCUGGGAAACAAACAAGCCAAUGAACCGCAAAGCUUGAACAAGGCAACACCCAAAACGGGCGGGAAUAAAGGAAAGACUGCUGUCAGAAAGGGGAAAGGAGAGCAGCUGUCUCCAGAGGAGGAAGAGAAAAAGAGGAUACGGAGGGAGAGGAAUAAAAUGGCUGCAGCAAAGUGUCGCAACAGACGGCGGGAACUGACAGACACACUGCAAGCUGAGACCGACAAGCUGGAGGAGGAAAAAGCAGCGCUGGACACAGAAAUAGCCAUCCUCCUCAAAGAAAAAGAACGUCUUGAAUUUAUCCUUGCCACACAUAAACCAGUGUGCCAAAUGUCAGAGGAAAUGGAAUCUAUUUUCCAGGAGUCGACAGUAUCUCCAGAGCUUCUGUCCAGCGCAGGUGAGGACAGGCUUCCAGAGGAUAGCGUCCAGGAGGCUCCUUCACUACAGGACAUGGACAUACCCAGUGAUCCGUCCACAGCCAUCUCUGGGAACUCAAAUAUUUUGCUGUGCUCCAGUGCAGAAAUCAACAUAUGCGAUCUAGAACCAUCUUUGGACCUUAAGGAGGGGCUUCUGGACAAUAUGCUGCCCAGUCUUGAGGAGAAAACUCCAAUGGAGACAGCUCGGUCGGUGCCAGACAUAGAUCUGAGCAGCUCUCUUGGGGUGUCGGACUGGGAAACCCUGUAUAAAUCUGUUUCUAAUGAUUUGGAGCCUCUGAGUACCCCUGUGGUGACCUCCACUCCCACCUGCAGCAGCUACCUGUCUGUCUUCACGUUUGCUUGUCCUGAGCUGGACUCACUCACAGAUGAACUAGACAACCAUAAAGGUGGCACUGGCAAAACCGAGUCUGUAGAUAUCCUCAACUCUCCAACUCUUCUAGCCUUAUAAUUGACAAAGGAAAAUGACCUUUCUCAGCUCUCUGAUUCUUGAAUUGGAAAUAGUAUUUACUACAAUAUGCUGUAAUACACUCAUGAAAUGUCUUGUGUGUGACAAACAUAUGAUGUUUUUUUCAAAUACACAGCAACAAGAGUGAUGUAGCUCAAAGCAUGGCAUUCACUGAACAGGACUGAAAGAACAUGUAUUUUUAAAACGCAUGCUGAGAAUAUCAAAUAAUUCUGAGGCUCAUAUAUAUUUGAUCUUUUACUAGAUCUAGGAUAUAAUGUGGACAUUAAUGUUACAGUAUUUGUGUUUAUAGUGUCUACAGUGUAUAGAUUGCUGUAAAUGUUCUAUUACACCCAUCCAUAAAUACCUGCAUACCUCAAUGUCAUUGAUUGUGGUUUGACCUCAUUGUUAAAAUGUUAAAAGUUUUCCAUGAAAACAUCCAGUGCUAUUUACAGUACUAUAUAUCUAUCAAGAUGUACCUUAUUAUUUAUUUUUUUACCCUUGGAUUUAACUUAUUUGUUAACUUUUAAAACAGCACUGAUUGCUAAUCGUUGCUGCUGAAUAUCUACAAUAAAUGUACGGUGACAAUGGUG